AUGGUCAGAAAAACGUUUGAUGAGUAAGUCUUUCAUUUUUCAAUAAAAAUCAAAUAAAGAUUUUUGAAGGAUCCCAGAGCCCAUUGUUUUUCCAAGUGAGGAAACAAUCAACAGACGCAUAAAGUUAAAACUUAUCGAUUUUGACUCAGAAAUUGCCAAGUUGAAUAUGCAGGUUUGUUUCGUUUUUUAGAAUUGAAAAAAUGAAGAUUUUCAGAGUCUGGAAAGUACUCGCCACAUGCUUCAAGACUUGGAUCAAAUGAACAAUGAAGGAUUCCGAACAUUGGCAGCGCUUGAAGACCAAGACGGUAACUAUAUUUUUUGUUUUGAAAAAGAAUAUAUUUUCAGCAAAUGUUUUCAGAACAACUUGACAAAAUUGAAGAACAUCUAACAACAGUCAACAAAGAUCUUAAUGUUGUUUCGGAUAAUGUGAAUGACAUGGAACAUUACUGCGGUUGCAGUUUUUUCAAAUUAUUAUGGUUGGUUUAUUUUCCCGAGUUUUUUUUGUGAUAAUCUUUACCACAUUAUAUUUCCAGCGCUCCAAUCAAAUGUCUCCGUAAAAAAAGAGAGCGAGAUCAGAUUAAAGAAGAAGUAUUGGAGUGAGUUUUCCUCUAAAAUCUUCGAAUUAUAAAAUAUUUUUCAGACAUAUGGCCAAUUCAAUGUCAAAUUCAUCUGGAGAAAAAGAGGCGGUCGUAACUUUUCGAAGUUCAAAUAAACGAAGAGAAUCUUCAGCAAAUGGAGAAUUCAUGAAAAGGUUGGUGAGAUCGGAAUCGUAUCGGGAAGUUUCUAUAGAUUGAGAAAAUAGGGAUGCAGAAGCGAUUUUUUAAGAAAAAUUUCAUUUUUCAAAUGAACUUUCUCCGAUCAAAAUGUCAAAUAUGUUUUUUUUGUGUUUUAUUAUCGUCUCUUUAUCAAAGCAUAUUUCCAGGGAUUAUAAUUUUUCCGAGUUGUUUGUAUCAUAGAACGAUCAUUCAACAUAUAAAAAACCAGAUGUUGAUUUUUUUCAGGUUAACUAAUGAUACAAUUGAAGAGGAAAUUGAGAGAAACAUGAUGCAACUCGAUCAAGGACUUGAAUCAAUAAAACAUCUUGCUGUUGAUAUGCAUGUUCAACUCAAAAUUCAGGAACCAAAACUUGAUCGAAUUGAAGAAUUGGUAUGUGUUUUUGUUGGGUUCAUUUAUCUAUGAACUUUGAAACAGCUUAACAAUUAUCAUCAUUUUGUUCAAAAUUCAUUCUUUACAGACCGAAACAAAUGAUAUUGUUGUGGAAGGUGUCAAUGAUAAAGUUCGCAAGUUACUUCACUAA
Messenger RNA from Caenorhabditis angaria, 1297 nucleotides. The record is from the annotation of a GenBank genome assembly. NCBI's taxonomy places the organism in Eukaryota, Metazoa, Nematoda, Chromadorea, Rhabditida, Rhabditidae.